Messenger RNA from Lepisosteus oculatus (spotted gar), 1361 nucleotides. RefSeq names its product alcohol dehydrogenase class-3-like. Gene Ontology annotation, molecular function: S-(hydroxymethyl)glutathione dehydrogenase [NAD(P)+] activity; zinc ion binding. The record is from RefSeq and is a predicted model, not a curated record. Gene Ontology annotation, biological process: formaldehyde catabolic process. Lineage: Eukaryota; Metazoa; Chordata; Actinopteri; Semionotiformes; Lepisosteidae. Gene Ontology annotation, cellular component: cytosol.
AGUCCAAUAUACGUCAAACCCAAAUCAUUGUUCAAAGACUCUAGGAGUUUUAGGUACUUUUAAGGCAUUUGCAAAAAACCCCAAACCAUGGAUACCGCCGGGAAGGUUAUUAAAUGCAAAGCCGCAGUAGCUUGGGAGCCUAAAAAACCCUUAUCCAUUGAAGAGAUUGAGGUGCCACCCCCAAAGGCUCAUGAAGUUCGAAUUAAGAUUGCUGCUACCGGUGUGUGUCACACUGACCUGUAUUUCCUGAAUGAGGGAAAUAUAAAGGAGCACUUUCCACAUAUUCCCGGUCAUGAAGGAGCUGGGAUUGUAGAGAGUGUGGGUCCAGGAGUGACCAAGUUAAAGCCAGGAGACAAAGUUAUCCCUCUUUUUGCUUCUCAGUGUGGAGAAUGCCGGUUCUGCCUAAAUCCCAAAACCAAUCUGUGUGACAAGAACUGGUCAUUGCAAAAACCCAUGUUCAGAAUGACGUGCAGGGGGAAGCCAGUCUUCCAGAUGACGGGCACCAGCACUUUCUCAGAGUACACAGUGGUCGAUGAGAUCUCCGCUGUCAAGAUUUGUGACUCUGCCCCCCUGGACAAGGUCUGCCUGCUGGGCUGUGGUGUCUCCACUGGGUAUGGAGCAGCCCUCAACACUGCCAAGGUUGAGCCCGGCUCCACCUGUGCAGUGUUUGGCCUGGGAGCUGUGGGUCUGGCUGUGGUGAUGGGCUGCAAGGCUGCAGGAGCCUCUCGGAUCAUUGGGAUCGACAUCAACAAGGACAAGUUUGAGAAGGCAAAGGUGUUCGGUGCCACCGAGUUUGUCAACCCUAACGACCACAGCAGACCCAUCCAGGAGAUGCUGAUUGAAAUGACUAAUGGGGGAGUGGACUACUCCUUUGAGUGUGUGGGCAAUGUUACUUUAAUGAGGAGUGCCCUGGAGUGCUGUGUGAAAGGCUGGGGAGUCUGUGUCAUUGUUGGGGUGACAGAGCUCAACGACAUUUCUACUCGGCCAAUGCAGCUGCUAAAUGGUCGCACCUGGAAGGGGUCGUUGUUUGGUGGCUGGAAGAGUUUGGAUAGCGUGCCUCAGUUGGUGGAGGACUACAUGGCAAAGAAACUUAUGCUGGAUGAGUUUGUGAGCCACACACUGCCCUUAGAUGGAGUGAAUGAGGCCUUUAACCUCAUGACCAGCGGAAAAAGCAUUCGGACGGUUUUGAUAAUGCAAGGAAAAUAAGAUGAAGCUCGAAGGGACUUCCCUGGCCCUCUGCUCAAGCUCCUUGGAAUCAUCCUCAUACUUUUGUGUAUUUCGGUAUUAAUUUCAUUGUUAGUCGUGGUGAUUAAGUGCCUGGGAAAAGAUACACAACAUAAAUAAAGACUUUUCAAACCUUA